Messenger RNA from Dracunculus medinensis (Guinea worm), 981 nucleotides. NCBI's taxonomy places the organism in Eukaryota, Metazoa, Nematoda, Chromadorea, Rhabditida, Dracunculidae. The record is from the annotation of a GenBank genome assembly.
AUGCAUCCUCUUUCAUUAAAAGGACAUGAUAGAGCUUUAACAAGAGUUCGAAUAAAUCGAGACGGUGAUUUAUUGUUUUCGUCUGGUAAAGAUAAAAGUUCAAGUGUUUGGUAUAUGGAAAAUGGUGAAAGAAUUGGAACUUAUGAUGGUCACAAUGGUGUCAUAUGGGAUUUAGAUGUUUCAUGGGAUACAAAACAUCUUUGUUCAGCUUCUGGUGAUGAUUCUAUUAAGUUAUGGGAUUGCGAAACGGGUCAUAUCAUUAGUUCUCUUUCAACAUUAACUGGUGCUCGUUCAAUAAGUAUGUCAUACAGUGGAAAUAUAAUUGGUUUUACGACAAUUAAAAUGACUCAGAAUCAGGCUUCACUGUGCGUAAUUGAUAUUCGUGAUGGAUCACAAAUGACUGGAGAAACUUCCCCAUUACUUCGAGAACUUCUUCAGAUUCAGGCAAAUUCCUGUGUUUGGACUCACUUAGACGACACAAUUUGCACUGGUAAUGAAAAAGGUCAUAUACAUCAAUUUGAUUUGCGUGAGCGAAAAAUGUCAAAUUUUAAUGAUCAGUCCCAUAAAUUCCAAAUUAAUGAUAUGCAGAUGUGUGAAGAGCAAGGUUUCUUGAUAACUGCAUCGAAGGAUAAGACAGCUCGUUUAUUUGAUGCGUACACUUUAGAUUGUCUCAAGAUAUACAAGUCAGAGCGACCUGUGAAUUCAGCAGCGAUAUCGCCAAUUCGCGAACAUAUUAUUUUAGGUGGUGGUGAGGAGGCGAUGAAAGUAACUCAAACGGUUCUUUCAUCGGGCCAUUUCGAAGCGAAAUUAUACCAUAUGGUAUUCGAGGAGGAGUUCGCUCGUUUCAAAGGACAUUUUGGUCCUAUCAACACGUUGGCUUUUCAUCCAAACGGUACUGCAGUUGUAACUGGUGGUGAAGAUGGUUACAUUAGGAUUCAAGAAUUUGAUCCUGAUUAUCUUAAUUUUGAUUAUGAAUUCUGA